Symbiodinium necroappetens is the source of this 351-nucleotide messenger RNA. NCBI's taxonomy places the organism in Eukaryota, Dinophyceae, Suessiales, Symbiodiniaceae. The record is from the annotation of a GenBank genome assembly.
AUGUGUGACGAAGUGAUCUUGUCAGUCGCUCCAACUCCGUCGGUUCGUCUGUGCAGCUUCCUCUUCUGCCUUCUUGGCCCGGUUAUCCGCAACAGAAGCCUCGCCCGCUAUGGCUUCGACCCGCGGCACCAGAACUUCGCAGAACAGCUCCAGCUUCUGAACUUUUUCCGGCAUCAGCGACAGAUCCGAAUCCACAGCUGCCAGAAGCAGCCCUGCCUUCCCGACAACCUCAGCAAGUCGAACAGCAGCUCCCAACACACUCGAUGCCGACCUUGGUGGUACGCAUCCCUCUCCACUUUGUCGCUCCGCCCGAUCAUCGCGUGUGGCCUUGGCGACGUAGUAAAGCCCUAG